AUGGCCACGCCAACAACACCCGAAACAGCUUCACAUGAAGACACUCCACCAUUCACUUUUGAACAAGCUGUUGAAAAGCAUAAACAGGAAGAUUCCACCAUAGUGAUCCUUCGCUUUCGAGCUAUUGGCAACGCACCUAUCCUAAAGACACCUUAUCGAAAAGUCAAUGCCACCUUCACCGUUCAGCGUGUAAUCAACUUUUUACGUAAAGAGUUAAAGUACAAGGACAUCGAUCCCUUGUAUGUGUACAUCAAUAGUGCAUUUGCACCGGCACCAGAUGAGACCAUGGGAACUUUAUUCAAGUCAUUUAGCACAGAUGGUCAACUCAUAAUAAAUUACUGCACAAUGGCAGCUUGGGGAUGA
This is a messenger RNA of Lichtheimia ornata, 363 nucleotides long. RefSeq lists its product as uncharacterized. The record is from RefSeq and is a predicted model, not a curated record. Lineage: Eukaryota; Fungi; Mucoromycota; Mucoromycetes; Mucorales; Lichtheimiaceae. Gene Ontology annotation, biological process: nucleophagy; C-terminal protein lipidation; autophagy of mitochondrion. The coding region runs from base 1 to 363 and encodes 120 amino acids. Gene Ontology annotation, cellular component: phagophore assembly site membrane; Atg12-Atg5-Atg16 complex; cytoplasm. The transcript has 4 exons.